CAAGAGACCACUAACUUCAAUUAGUGAAAUUAUAAUUUAGUCCUUGAAAAUAAAAGUUAUCUUCACUCAAAUCCUCCAAUCAAUGGGAAAGCGAGGACAUCACGAUUAGAAUUAAUUCAGUAACAAAAUUAACUUUCCAUAAGAUUUUGGGGUUAUACAAUUUUUUUCUUUUAACACAAGAGAUGAUUUUUAUUAAGAACAAUUGGUGAUAAAACGGGUUGUAUAAAUUUUUUGGGUUGUGAGUGAGUGAAAGAGAGAGUAAGAGAAGGAGAAAGAGUACGAGUGACAGAGUUUGAGUUAGGGUUUUGCAGGCCGGCAGAGCGGAGGCUUCGGUCUCUGCAUUUUCUUACCCGUCUGGUCAUGUUUAGUUUUGUUUCGUUUUGGUGUAUGGAUUUGCUUUUGUUCUUCGUGGGUCUUGAGUUCUCUGUUGAAUCUUGAGUCAUCUGUUUGUUUUGGUUCUUUGGGACGUUUGUUUCCAGUUCGAGAAAGGGCUCUUUACUAUUGAUGGCGAUACUUUAGGACCGCGCCGCUGUGUCCGGCGAUUGAUGCUCUCACCGGCUUCGAUGAGGUUGGGCUCUGUCACCUGGCUCUCCUUGUGUGGUGAUAUCAUUGGGUGAAUCAAGUUUUUCUAGAGAUUGGAUUGUUGGUUGAUGCUGGGGACUUUUUUGUGUUGGAGUCUACUCAAUUGCGAUUUUUUCCGACGAGUCUGCUAUUUGGAUUUGCAUGGCAUUAUUGAGUGUUUGAUCUAUGGAAACCUUGCCCUUUCUUUGGAUUAUCUGUCUGUUAUGUGGAGAAUUAUUAUGUGGUGGAGUUGCUCAGUCAGUGAACUGCAAUCCAGCUGAUAGAGAAGCUCUUCUUGAUCUCAAAAGGGGCCUGAAUGAUUCUUGGAAUCGGCUCUCUUCAUGGCAUGGAACCAAUUGCUGUGGAUGGUCAGGAAUAGCUUGUCACAACACAACUGGUGCUGUUCUCGCAGUUGAUCUCCCAAAUUCAUCAGGUCUUCAGCCAUUAGGCGGAGAGAUUAGACCUUCUUUGGCGAAACUCAAGUCCUUGAAACAUCUGGAUUUAAGUGGGAACAAUUUCCAUGGUAAAAUUCCUCAUUUCCUGUCCGAUUUGCAGAACUUGCAGUAUCUAAACUUGUCAUUUGCUGGGUUUAGUGGUGAAAUUCCUCCAAAUCUUGGAAAUCUCUCUAGCUUGCAGUUUCUUGAUGUCUCUUCAGUUAGUUUAACUGUUGAUAAUCUUCAAUGGGUGAGUGGUCUUCUCUCGCUAAAAUAUUUGAGCAUGAAUUAUCUAAACCUUUCAAGCUUGGGAGGAGCAUGGAUUGAGCCAUUAAACAAGCUUCCACUUUUGUCUGAGUUGCACUUGGAAUACUGUGGUUUAUCAGGUUUCAUCUAUUCUCUUCCUUCUGUUAAUUUCACUUCACUUAAAGUCAUGAAACUUCAGUGCAGCCUCUUCACGGCCAAGUUACCAGCUUGGUUUGUGAACAUUAGCAGCCUUGUAUCUGUUGACAUUGGAAAUAGUUGGUUGACUGGAAGGAUUCCGCUUGGUUUUGGUGAAUUGCCAAAUUUGCAGUCAUUGAAGCUUAAUUAUAAUAGGGAACUCUCAGCAAGGUGCUUCCAACUAUUUGCAAGAAGCUGGAAAAAGAUAAGAGUUCUUGAUUUCUCCAUCACUAAUUUACAUGGUAGGCUUCCUGCUUUUCUUGGAAAUUUGACAUCUCUCACUCAUUUGGAUUUACACUUCAAUAAUAUUGAAGGUGGGAUUCCAAGCUCCAUUGGUAAGCUUUCUAACUUACAAUACAUUGACUUGUCAUUAAAUAAAAUGACAGGAAGCUUACCUAAUUCACUUGGCCAACUCAAGAAUCUUGUUGAACUCCGAUUGAACAGUAACUUGCUUCAAGGUUCCAUCCCUUAUUCUAUUGGAAAUUUACAGCACUUGACUAUCCUCAACCUUUCAUCAAACAACAUAAAUGGCAGUCUGCCAGAUAGUAUUGGACUGCUCUCUGAGUUGUAUACUCUUGAUGUUUCACUUAAUAAGCUGACAGGUAUAAUCUCAGAAGCUCAUUUUCAUAGGUUGGAGAACUUGGAGGAAAUUAUUUUAUCAGAUAAUUCAGUCAUUUUAAAUGUCAGCUCCCAUUGGGUCCCUCCUUUCCAAGUCAUUUUCUUGCAGAUGAGUUCAUGCCAUGUAGGUCCUUCCUUCCCUUAUUGGCUUAGAUCUCAGAAAAAUAUCGAAGUUUUAGAUUUCUCAAGGGCUGGUGUUUCAGGUUCUAUCCCAAAUUGGUUCUGGAACAUGACUAGCAUUCUAAGCUUUCUGAACUUUUCUUUCAAUAGUUUAGAGGGUCAUAUACCAAAUACAUUCAAACUGAUUCCCUAUGCAAUUGUUGAUUUGAGCUUCAACCAAUUCAAAGGACCUGUUCCUCUUCCAAAUACCUUGUCACUAGAUCUCUCUCAUAACCAGUUUUAUGGUAGUAUGCCAGAAAAUAUCAGUCAAGUCAUGCCAUCCUUGCAAUUGCUUUCACUUUCUAGUAACCAGUUGACUGGUGGAAUCCCAGCCUCAAUCGGAGAGAUGCCACUAAAUGUCUUGGAUCUCUCAAAAAACAAUUUGGCAGGAAGCAUUCCUUCAAACAUAGGGAAUUGUUCUUUCCUCACUGUUCUAGACCUUCAAAAGAACAACUUUUCUGGUGGGAUUCCAAAUUCUAUAGGUCAGCUAAAUGGGCUUCAAACACUUCACUUGAGCAACAACAAAUUCUCUGGAGAAAUUCCAUCAUCUCUUCAGAAUUUAUCAAAGUUGGAAACUUUGGACUUGGGGAGCAACAUGUUGACAGGAAAAUUACCCUUUUGGGUUGGAGAAGCUUUUCCGCUUCUCAGAAUACUUAGUCUCAGGGCAAAUAAACUUUCAGGAGAACUUCCCUUGACGCUUUCAAAUUCGAGUUCGCUGCAAAUAUUGGACCUGGCAGAAAACCAGUUAAAUGGUUCCAUUCCUGCUAACCUGGGAAAUCUUAAGGCCAUGGCUCAACAGCAGAAGGUUAACCAUUAUUUGCUUUAUGGAGAGGAUGAAAAUCACAAUUACCAAGAGAACAUAUAUGUGACCAUAAAUGGCCUUGGAUUAACGUACACUAGGACUAUUUCCCUGCUAACCAGCAUAGAUCUGUCUGGAAAUAAUUUAAGUGGAAGAUUUCCUGAAGCAAUAACAAGAUUGGUUGGUUUGGAGGUUUUAAACCUGUCAAGGAACCACAUCAAUGGCCAGAUUCCUGAUAGAAUUUCAGCAUUGCGUCAGCUGUUAUCUCUUGAUCUCUCAAGCAAUAGGCUUUCAGGUCCUAUUCCCCAAAGCUUGACUUCAUUGACAUUUCUGGGAAAUUUGAAUGUGUCAAACAAUAACUUGUCAGGUAAAAUACCUUCUGCAAAUCAGAUGUCAACUUUUAAUGCAUCCUCUUUUGCUGGGAACCCUGGACUAUGCGGAGAUCCUCUUGCAGUGAAGUGUGCCAAUGGUUCAAACAAUGGAGGUGACAAUUACCCAGAUCCUGGAAGGAAAGCUGAUCAAGAUGAUAAUGGCAAUGGGUUUGCAGAUAUUUGGUUUUACAUGAGCAUUGCGGUGGGAUUUGCAGUAGGUUUAUUGCUUCCUUAUUUAGUAUUCGCAAUGAAAAGGCCCUGGGGUGGAAUUUAUUUUGCAUUUGUGGAUGGAACUGCCUAUAGAUUGUCAAGUGAGAAAAUGAAAGCAGCUAUGAGGAGAAGAACAGGCUGAUUUCGCUUUCUUUGUCUUUUUCUUUUGCAAGUGUCGGAUGUAAAAUAGCUAGAAUUUGGAGAAAGAGACAUUGUAGAAUAAACUAUUGUUAUCACAA
Manihot esculenta (cassava) is the source of this 3832-nucleotide messenger RNA. Its product is annotated as receptor-like protein EIX2. Bases 748 to 3735 code for a protein of 995 amino acids. The transcript is spliced from 2 exons. The record is from RefSeq and is a predicted model, not a curated record. Gene Ontology annotation, molecular function: protein binding. NCBI's taxonomy places the organism in Eukaryota, Viridiplantae, Streptophyta, Magnoliopsida, Malpighiales, Euphorbiaceae.